Messenger RNA from Nerophis lumbriciformis (worm pipefish), 1626 nucleotides. The record is from RefSeq and is a predicted model, not a curated record. NCBI's taxonomy places the organism in Eukaryota, Metazoa, Chordata, Actinopteri, Syngnathiformes, Syngnathidae.
AUGGCGGCCAUCGGUGAGGGUUUGAAGCAGAUGCUGAGAAUUUUUCGGCGAGAGAGCCACCGCUCGCCGGACUCUGAGAGGACCACAGUGCACGGGGCCGAUGCCAUGUUGAUGGUGCUGCAGCUGGUUGUGGCCCAAGUCAACAAACAACAAAGCGGAGAGUUCCAAGCGGCCCUCAGCGACGUUCUGCUGGCGUGGAAAGACUUACUGGCGGACAGACUGGGCCUGAGGCCCCCUGACGACGAGGCCUCACGAGCCGAGAGACGCGACGCCAUCGCGAAGGCCUACGAGGCCUUUCUGAAGCGCUCCAACGCCGUGGAUCUGGUCCACGUCGUCGUCAAGUACGGAAGCAUCAGGCGAGAUUCGGACCCCGAAGAGCUUGUCGGUCCUGCCCAGCUCUACGACUUCCUGUCAGGCAGCACGAUCGUCUCGGACGCGUCCGUCCCGUCAACGCCGCCCCCAACGGUCCGAACGUGCGGCUCUCGUGUCAAAUCCGUGGUUAGGAGAGUGUUUCUCUCCUACCUAAGCUUACUGGUCAACGCCAAGGACGACCUGGCGGUGGCGCUCACGCUGAAUGUUCCCGCCCGUGCGCUCGGCCGACAGACGUUCGCCGACGUCAGGCACGCGGCGAGCCGGAGCGGCAUGUCCCUGUUUUUGGCAGUGACAUCAUUCGUGAGGGCCAUCCAGCUCGGCGGCAAGGGCUACGCGCCGGCGCCCUCGGACCCGCUCAGAAACCACAUCAAGGGUCUGUCCGCCUUCGUCCACUUCCUGGACAGCCUGCAGGAGAUCCUUGGGGAGACACCGGACCCCGGCGUCUGCGGAUCCAAGCUGUUGUGCACCAUCCGCGGGGUUCUGGCAAAGGGUUGUGACUUUCGAGACUUUAAUUGCGCCACGGAAGAGACGGCCAACCUGUUGAAGGAGGAAAUCUGCAAAGUCCAAAAGGACACGGCACACGGAGAAGGAAGCGGAAUCAGUCCUGCCAGGCCAAAAGCGUACGCCGUGAACCACGCCACAGCGUACGGCGGUCGAGACACGGUCAAGGUGUUGCUGGCUCUUCUCGACGACGAAGCCGCGGCGCCGCCGACCGCCAACAAGGCCGACCUGCUUUCCGAAGAACAAGCCGUCCUCGACGGUAGCGCGGGCACCUCGAUUCUCACCUUGUUCAGGUCUCCUGAGGCGCCUGCUGGAUCGUCUCCAGAACCCCUGAAAAAGCGAGUACAAAGCCGCCUGAACCUGCUCAAACCUGAGACGAGACCCCGAGCCAUCCGAUCUCAGUUUGCCUGCACCUACCGGGACGAAGAAGAACGGCCCCUCAAUCGCGUUCUGGACUUCCCGAGCUCGAGCCAAUUGCCCACCUGCGUACACCCGGCACCCAAACCCAAAAACGCACCCACGACCACAGCCGAACCUUCCGAGAUCGUGCCCCCACUUGUUUCAAGGAGCGGGAACGCCCGCCCCCGACCGGAAUCGGUCAAGACUACGUCAAAGAAGAGGAUACGGUUGGACGCGGAAAUGGAAAACGAGCCUCCGCAGAAGAAGAAACAGCUGAUAAAAACUAGGGUAAAAACUGACAAGAAGAAGAUGAUUGCGGGACAGGCAACAAUCACGAGCUUCUUCAGAGUCUGA